AUAUAUAAUAGGUCUAUGGAUUUAUGUAUUUCCGAUAAUAUUUUUUAAUAUAUAAUUAUAUUUAUAUUUUAUGAAUUAUAUGUAAUUGGAUAUCCAUAACUAUUAUAAACUUAUCUCUCUCUCAAAUACAAAUGCCAAGAAAGAGAUUCAAAUUUUUUGAUAAGCAUACAAAAAGCCCUUAAUUUUUCUUUUAAAUGCGUUUGUCCUACUUACAGUAUCAGUCCUCUUGCCUAUUAUAAUUCAUAUGAGCGUGUAGUAGCAUAUGGUGUAUAUACGACUAGCUAUAGCAGAAGGUACUACAAAAAUAAUAUAUAAUUCAAGUAUCACAGCAAGCAAAGAAGCUCCACAUAUGCAAUUCUUUUCUUGGCCAUCGAUUCACCAUUAUUACUUUGGCCAUGAGCUUUCUUGGAAAUGAUCCCUUCUCUCAGAUGCCUUUACAAGAUUUCCUGAUCAAGAAAUUACUUCUCAGCCAUAACCCUGAUGGUCGUCGUCUUGAUUCUGAGCUUUUGCUUCUUGCCGUGGAAAAUGUCAUCUUUUAUGCCACCAAAACAUCUCAAGUUCCGGAUCUUCAUCUUUAUCCCAAUGCCAAGAGUGAAAUAAGAAAAAUUGAAGUAUUUGGAUCCGAUGAACCACUUGGAUCCACCAUUAAUAAGAUUUCACACCAGAUAUUUUGCGAGUCCUCAGGGAGAGAUGAUCAAAAUCAACAUGGAAAAACUAUGUCUUUGUUUGAUUUGUUGGGAAACUAUAGAUGGGAUGAUAAAGCAAUUUUAGUUCUUGCAGCUUUUGCAAUAAAAUACGGUGAAAUUUGGUUACGAAUGCAACUGUGUCGUCGUGACAACUCAAUGGUAGUAAAAACAUUGCCUACAGACUUGAACCGAUUGCUUAUGGAACCUCAGUUUAAGGCUUUCAGUUCAUUGAUUAAGAUAACAUUAGAAGUAAUAAAGAUCGUCAUCAAUUAUGAAGGUUUGCCACUUUCACAAGUAGAUUUGGAUGAUCAUGGUGAUGAUGAUGGAACAAAGAAAACAAAGUAUCAAAUAUGCAUAGCUGUUUACUGGAUCAUCAGAAGCGUCUUGGCAUUCUCUUCUGGGAUCAUCACAGAUUUGACUCCAUACGUGAAAACUGAGCAAGUGUACUCAGAUUCAAGAAUACUUACAACAUGGGAGCUGUCAAGUUUGGCCUAUCAGUUGAGUGGAAUGUAUAAUCACCUCAGGAAUCAGGUGGAAAAAUAUCUUCAACAAACAGAGACAAAACUGUAUCAAAAGCUGUUGAAUAUCUUUAAGAAGACUCAUGUUGAAAACCAAGAAGUUCUUCGCUGGUUAUUUGCAAUCAGAGAUGACUUUCCACUUUUGGACUGUCCCACACAAGCAAAGUUUGGUGUUCCUCAACUGAGAAGCAAGGUAGUGAUACUCUUGAUCUCAAAGCCAGACCUCCACCACCACAUAGAGGAAUCUCUCUUUCUAGUUCAGCAGACUCAGGACCACCCUUACAACAAAACUAUACAGGAAAGUUACAAAAUUGUGUGGAUUCCUAUUCCAGCUUCCAACCUCUGGACUGAUGCAGAACUAAGAAGUUUCCAAGUUCUGUCACAUUCUUUGCCAUGGUUUUCAAUAAGGCCUCCACAGUCCCUUUCCUCUGCAGUGGUCAAGUUUGUGAAACUAAAUUGGAACUACAAAGACGACCCAAUUAUGGUCGUCUUAGAUCCAAAUGGAACAGUCACAAACUAUAAUGCAAUCGAUAUGGUGUAUAUCUGGGGUGCCAGAGCAUACCCAUUUUCAUCUUCAAGAGAGAUUGAUCUUUGGCAAGAAGAAAAAUGGACAAUGCAAUUUUUAGUGGAUGAAAUUGACACUUUGCUUACUACCUGGGUAGAACAAGGAAGAAAUCUCUGCAUCUAUGGAAGCAAAAACAAAGAUUGGAUUCGAGAAUUCAAUUCAAAGAUGAAGGAGAUGAAAGAGACUGCAGGGUUGGAGCUUGAGAUGGUAUAUGUUGGUAGCAGAAACCCAAGCAAUAAAAAUGUAAAGAACAUUUUAGCCAUGGAUGAAAAUGGAAAGCUAAGAACUACAUUGUCUUUAACCCAAAUGAGAUUUUUCUGGAUCCGAUUGGAAAGUAUAAGAAAAUCAAAACUCCGGAUUGGAAACAGUAUCGAAACAGAUCAGAUUCUAAGAGAGGUCUCUGCAGUGUUAGAUAUCAGUGACAGUGAAAGUCUGGGAUGGGCUGUAAUGGGAAGAGGAAAGUCUACCAUGGACAUUUUAAGAAUUGAAAGCAUGAAGAUCAUGGAAUGCUUGAACAAGUUUCCAAGUUGGGGUCAAAAUAUUGUGAAGGUGGGAUUUCUAGGUGCCAUUAGAAAUUUUCUUGAACCCCAAACAGUUGUAGUUGAUAAGCCUUGUGAAGACUUUGGUGUGUCCGUACCUUACAGUGGAGAAGUAAUCGAAGAAAUGGUAGUUUGCGAAAAAUGUAAGCAUCCAAUGAAGAAGUUUGUCAGCUAUGAACCAUAUGACCAGAGGGUAUAGGUCAAUAUUCUACUUGUAAUGUAUUGCUUUUUAGUUAUUGGCACAGAAAUACUGACACUAAAAACUAUGCUAUAAGGAUGAACUUUGUUACCCUUUAAUAUGCCUGAUUGUUCAAAACUGUUUGUAACUUAUGAUUUCCUAUGGGAUAAGCUAAUGAUAAUGGUCAUAUUCCUUUAAA
Molecule: messenger RNA, 2685 nt
Organism: Ziziphus jujuba (common jujube)
Lineage: Eukaryota; Viridiplantae; Streptophyta; Magnoliopsida; Rosales; Rhamnaceae
Product: protein SIEVE ELEMENT OCCLUSION C
Exons: 7
Coding region: 396-2507 (703 amino acids)
Biological process (GO): phloem development
Source: RefSeq, a predicted model, not a curated record